Molecule: messenger RNA, 1452 nt
Organism: Cornus florida
Lineage: Eukaryota; Viridiplantae; Streptophyta; Magnoliopsida; Cornales; Cornaceae
Exons: 1
Coding region: 264-1316 (350 amino acids)
Biological process (GO): L-arginine biosynthetic process
Cellular component (GO): chloroplast thylakoid; cytoplasm
Molecular function (GO): acetylglutamate kinase activity; arginine binding; ATP binding
Source: RefSeq, a predicted model, not a curated record
GGUUUGAUCUCAGUCGGUGGGUCUAGUGAGAGGCUCACUGGAGCGGAUUUUUAUCCCCCGCCAACCUGCGCGAGACGCCGCACUAGUAAUGAAUCAGGAAAUAGGCUGUAGGAUAAAUCUCACUGCGUAUUUUCAACAAGCAUCUUUGUCGCAAUAAAAAUUAUCCCAUCUGCCUCUCGGUUUCUCUCUAAACCGUCUGCCUCUUGGUCUCUCUCUAAACCUCGCAUACAGAACUCACUCCUCCACUAUACGCAGAGAGAAGAAUGGUGGCGGCUGUAACUCUACCCCACUCCUCUCCCCUCUCAUUCCCUGGAAAAACCCUAAAAGACCCUAACCCUAAUCUCACCUUUCCACUUUCUCUCUCCACCACCAGCAACAACAAGAAGUCCCCAUUUCUCUCAUCAUGCCUCAAAAUGUCAGAGGUUUCGCCGAUAAUUCUUUCUGAAGAAGACAAGUCAGCAUUGACCCCUCAGAUGAGAGUCAACAUAUACGCCGAAAGUCUGCCGUUCAUCCAGAAAUUCCGAGGCAAGACCGUCGUAGUCAAGUAUGGAGGCGCAGCCAUGAAAUCAGAGUCUCUCCAGGCCUCCGUCAUCACCGACAUCGUGCUUUUGUCCUGCGUCGGCAUCCGCAUUGUAUUCGUCCAUGGCGGUGGGCCCGAGAUCAACCAGUGGCUGGGUCGAUUGGGCAUCGAAGCCCACUUCCUCAACGGCCUCCGAGUCACCGACUCGUCCACCAUGGAAAUCGUCUCUAUGGUCCUCAUCGGAAAGGUCAACAAGAACCUCGUUUCGUUGAUCAACAAGGCCGGUGCCACCGCCAUCGGCUUCUCCGGCAUCGACGGCCGCCUCUUCACCGCCCGCCCGUCUUCCAAAUCAGCCCAAUUGGGAUUCGUCGGAGAGGUCGCCAGCGUGAACCCAUCCGCCCUCCGACGGCACAUCGAGGACAAUCAUAUACCGGUUAUUGCGUCGGUGUCGGCUAACGACGAAGGUCAGAUGUAUAAUAUCAAUGCGGACACUGUAGCCGGGGAGUUGGCGGCGGCAUUGGGGGCUGAGAAGCUGAUUCUGCUGACGGACGUACCGGGGAUUCUGGAGGACAAGGCCGAUCCGGGGACUUUGGUGAAGGAGAUUGAUAUAAAAGGCGUGAAGAAGAUGAUGGAAGAUGGGAAGAUUGCAGGUGGGAUGAUUCCGAAGGUGAACUGUUGCGUGAGGUCGCUAGCGCAGGGGGUUCGGACGGCGAGUAUCAUCGAUGGGCGGUUGCCGCAUUCGUUGCUCCUCGAGAUUCUCACAGACGAGGGGGCCGGAACCAUGAUUACUGGGUAAAAUGUCGUUUAAUUUCAAAGUAGGUAUUAAAACUUUGAUGGGUCUGUUUUGCAGUGACGGUUUAAGUUAUUGUAGCAAGAGCGUGACAAUGUAACAUGCACUCUUUGUUGAAUGGGUACAUUUAAGCUUUAUUUUA